Molecule: messenger RNA, 1764 nt
Organism: Polyodon spathula (Mississippi paddlefish)
Lineage: Eukaryota; Metazoa; Chordata; Actinopteri; Acipenseriformes; Polyodontidae
Product: CDP-diacylglycerol--glycerol-3-phosphate 3-phosphatidyltransferase, mitochondrial-like
Exons: 10
Coding region: 12-1637 (541 amino acids)
Biological process (GO): cardiolipin biosynthetic process
Cellular component (GO): mitochondrion
Molecular function (GO): CDP-diacylglycerol-glycerol-3-phosphate 3-phosphatidyltransferase activity
Source: RefSeq, a predicted model, not a curated record
CCCAGGCAGCAAUGGCGGCUCCCAUGUCGUGGAGGAGGUUGUUGUCCGGCCUCAAAAGACCGGCUGUCUCCGGGGUUCUGACCCGCAUGUCCGACCGGUUAUUCCGGAGAAAGGAGCGGAGCAGAGGGUCGUCUGUGUUCCUGCUGGCCCCCCUGCUGGGGGAGGUUCGUCCCCUCCCUGCCCUGGUUCAGCCUCGCCCCCCUGCCUGCCCCGUUACCUCGGAGGGACUGCUGCAGCGCUUCCACUGGAUUGCGGACCAGGUGCCGGCUUUCCGGGUCUCGGGGGGGCAGGUGCACGUGCUGCACUCCCCUGACGAAUUCUACCAGAUCAUGAAGGCAAAUAUUAAGACUGCUAAGAGGAGGGUAGUGAUGGCUUCCCUGUAUCUAGGAACAGGACCCCUGGAACAAGAGCUGGUGGACUGCAUAGAGGAGGCUCUAGAGAGGUCCCGAGAGGAGAGAAUGGCCUCUGACCUCAAGGUGUCUAUUCUGCUGGAUUAUACAAGAGGAUCUAGAGGCAAGAAGAACUCUCGGAGCAUGCUGCUGCCCCUGCUGCAGAGGUUCCCUGGUCAGAUGUGCGUCUCUUUGUACCACACCCCCGACCUGCGCGGAGUCCUCAAGACACUCGUCCCCGAGCGCUUCAACGAGACCAUCGGCUUGCAGCACAUCAAGGUCUACGUGUUCGAUGACAGCCUCAUCAUCAGUGGAGCGAAUCUGAGCGACUCGUAUUUCACUAACCGGCAGGAUCGGUACAUCUUGCUGCGGGACUGUGCGGAGCUGGCAGAUUUCUUCUCUGAGCUGGUGGGCGCAGUGGGCGACGUGUCUUUGCAGCUGCAGCGGGACGACACGGUGCAGGUGAAGGAGGGCAUGGUGCACCCCUACAAAGGCGACCACUCUGAAUUCUGCACAGCAGCCAACAAGCGAAUCAUGCAGGUAGUGGACUUGGCCCGGGCCAAGCAGCAACUCAGCACUUCUACGACGGAGGUGAGCCAGCACCGGCAGGGGCCUGGGGACACGUUGGUCUUCCCGCUGGUGCAGAUGAAGCCACUGGGGAUUGGUCUGGACGAGACGGUGACCAAGCGACUGCUGACGGAGGCAGGGGACGAUUCCCGAAUCUACCUCGCCUCCGGCUACUUCAACCUCACCCGCGCCUACAUGGAACUGGUCCUGGGCACCAGGGCCGGCUACCGCAUUCUGCUGGCGUCUCCAGAGGUCAACGGCUUUUUCGGUGCCAAGGGUGUGGCCGGAGCGAUCCCGGCAGCCUAUAUCCACAUCGCCAGGCAGUUCUACAGCAAGGUGUGCCGGAGGGGUCAGCAGGACCGAAUCCGGCUGCAUGAGUACAUCAGGAGGGACUGGACCUUCCAUGCCAAGGGUCUGUGGUACUAUCUCCAGGGGAGCGAGCAACCCUGCCUCACUCUGAUUGGCUCCCCCAAUUUCGGGUACCGCUCUGUGCACAGGGACCUGGAAGCCCAGCUCGCAAUAGUCACUGAGAACCAGGGCCUGCAGGCAGAGUUACAGCAGGAGCAGGAACGACUGUACUGCAUGUCAGCUGAAGUAUCGCCUUCCACGUUUGAGCAGCCAAACCGCUCUGUGAAGCUUUGGGUGAAGCUGGUUACCCCUCUCAUCAAGAACUUCUUCUGAAAGGAAGGAAACCCUGCAUGUGUUCCGCAGUGUGACGCUGGUUAAAGGUCCAGACAAAGGUGGGUCCACGGAUACGUGUCUUAUACACCGGGCAUUCGUAUAUGUUUUUGGUCUCCUGCCUGUCCAC